Penicillium crustosum is the source of this 282-nucleotide messenger RNA. RefSeq lists its product as uncharacterized. Bases 1 to 282 code for a protein of 93 amino acids. The record is from RefSeq and is a predicted model, not a curated record. NCBI's taxonomy places the organism in Eukaryota, Fungi, Ascomycota, Eurotiomycetes, Eurotiales, Aspergillaceae. The transcript has 3 exons.
AUGCAUCUGAAGAAGAUGGGUUCAUCUGAGAGGAGAAACGACAAAGGUCGACGCAAGCAUGCUCGAGACAACGCACAGAGGCAGGGUUGCGAGGCUCUCUCCAGUGUUGUUCCCACGAGCUACUCGGGUCUUUGGGUACAGUCCUUUUGGAAACACAAGACUGAUUAUUCUCUAGAAUCUGUACAAACGGCUAUCGAACUUCAGAAGGUCCGUUUCAGUGGCACAUUCGAGUUCGAUGACAGCAACACUCUCUAUCUAGCGAAAAUAACGCAAUCGAAAUAG